ACAAACUAAUCAUGAAUGAACAUCAAUAUGCUAGGAAUGAUGAAAGUAAGUCCGAAUGGGUCAUUAGUGCUUCAACUCAUGGUCAAUCAAAAUCUUCAUCACAACAAACCAUUUUACCAUCCGAAUGUAAACAUAGUUUCUACAACACAAUUCGAGCACAAUUACGUCAAAUAACUAUUUAUGGAUUCACAAAAGCUCGCUAUACAAUUAGUACAAAUCAAAUAAAUCAAAUGUCAUUAUUUUUCAAUCCAAGUGUACCGGAUCAUAUUUCUAUUUGUUUUAAUGAAAUGAAAUACGAAAUUAUUAUUCCUUAUGAAGAAAUUUGUAAAAUUGAAAUUAUAAAUUUUGGAAAAUUGUACUAUUAUCGUGAAAUAAAUCAUCCAUGGAUGUUAAAACGCAUUUUGUUAUACAGUGAUCCGACUGAUGGUUAUUUAGAUGAAGCAAUAUCAUUCUGUUUAAGACCAUUGAAUUCAGUAGAUUAUUAUUAUGCUCAAAAUGUGAAAACUGAAAUCAAUAAAUUGAGUCGAAUGAAAUGGAAAAAUUUACCGAAACAAAUUGGUAUAUUUCAUUCACCUAAAGUUAUGAUUGGUCAUAAAAAUGGUACAUGUACUCAAGUUACAAUACAAUCAAGUGGUACUAUUACGACACCAUCUGAACUAAAAUUAAAUGAGGUAUAUGUCACAUGUAUUUUUGCAACCGAAAAACGAGCGAUUUUCUAUCCCGUUAAUGGCACAUUUUAUCAUCUCCGAUUAUUCAUUUCGAGAAGAUUCCAAAAUAAACAGUGGAAUAAAACUUGGUUUAGAAAUAGCCGAGGAAUUUGGAUUAAAUUAAAAAAUGAAAGUGAUUGGAAUCUAGCAAAAUCUGAAAGUCAAUGUGGGAAAAUGGAAAGAGUGAUUGUAUAUUUUAAAUAA
Dentiscutata heterogama is the source of this 911-nucleotide messenger RNA. The record is from the annotation of a GenBank genome assembly. Lineage: Eukaryota; Fungi; Glomeromycota; Glomeromycetes; Diversisporales; Gigasporaceae.